Symsagittifera roscoffensis is the source of this 2568-nucleotide messenger RNA. RefSeq lists its product as uncharacterized. The record is from RefSeq and is a predicted model, not a curated record. Bases 304 to 2568 code for a protein of 754 amino acids. The transcript is spliced from 11 exons. Lineage: Eukaryota; Metazoa; Xenacoelomorpha; Acoela; Convolutidae.
GGUAAAUAUCCACCAAUUAGAGCCGUUUGAUUGGAACACAAUAUCAAACGUAAGUCCUUUAAUUGCACUGUACCAAUGGCUCCAAUUUUUGAGUUUCGUUGAAAAUCACUUUUGAUUACAAUUUCGGACUCGUUUACUCUCAAAAUUCUUCCAUUUUUUAAAAUUAAAAUUACACAUCCAUUUGUUUACUUUUCUUUAUACAACCGAAAUACGAGUUAUUGGUUUUUGUUCCAAUUUUUUUUGCUCGUUACCAGAUUUAAAUACUGAUUUGCUCUGGAAAUUGUAAUUUGUUGCGAUCGUAAAAUGAGUUCAAAAAAGAAGCCCGGAUGUCUUGAAAGUUUGCGAGAUUACUUCAAGAAGAGUCCGAACAAGAUCCCGAUCGCAAUAGUAGCAAGUUUGCAAGCGGUGAUCAUUGUUGGGGCCACUAUACUGAUAUUCGAGUUGGACAAAGCAAACACUUUCCAAGAGAAAACCGGGUACGCCACCAUCGAUUUGGACACUCUGAAUGUGUGGGUGGACAGUGGGGUUGUUGGUGCAUCGUCCUUGAACAUGCGGUUGGGCCAGGGUGCCACAGGUGCAGCAGGGGGCGUGUCCAACUGCUGGCAAAUGAGGAGAGGGGUGGACCAGGUGUGUCUCUCCUGGAUCAACUAUGCCAGAUUGAUCAUGGAUUACUCAAGCCCUAGCGCGGGCCUGCACUGCUACAACUUCCAAUGGGACUUCAGUGCCCCUGACGCACACGUUAGAGACUGUUUCAAAACUCCUCCCCCCUUCAUUUCAAACCUACAAACCACACCCACCCAGAACUUAAUACUGUCCGAUAUUGAGUUCAACGAGAGCACGCCUCAGAGUGGCUAUGUAUUGGGGGGAGGGGGCGUCACCUUUUCAAGAAGUGUGAACGAGAGGGUGAUUAUGAUGACCAGCGAGGGGGCGUUUCUCAUAUCGACAACUAUACAACACCCUAUCACUCUGGUGUCUGAAGGCGACAACCUCUGCAUCGACUUCCAGGGGUCACGUGGUCGAAUAUCUCACUCCCCCUCAUCUCCCUCCCCCACCGCCUACUCGGAAGAGAACCUAUCUCACAUGCAAUACUCUGUCUGCACGUCAACUAAUCCCCACUCUACUCUCACGAUGACCAAAGAGUAUUUCUUGAAGACUAUUACUUCACAGAGGGGUGGUGGGCAAGGGGUGGGGGUUUCACUGGGGACAAAUGAGAUGGUAUCAACUGCGACUGAGACUAUUUUCUGGCGUUGGAACCCGCUACAACCGAAUUCGCUCGACACUCUCGAAGACAUGCUGAACUGCACAAUCUCGAACAACAGCACACUGGGCAACCGACUGAAUGUAGUGUUGGUUGAAGGGCUGUUUCCAGACCAGCUGGACCAACUGUCUCCCCAAGUAGCCGAGAGGGUGGGGACGGCGGGGGAGCAGAGGGCGGAUGUGAAAUUCUAUUUGGAAGUUUCUCCUUAUUUUUCAGUCACAAACUCGCAUUUCAUAACAGGGACGAACAACAACUAUUGGCUACGGGACGAGAACGGAAACGCGCCUGCUCUCAGUGUUCUGCAAGACAGUGUGAAAAGUGUGGUUGACGUCACUAAUGAGAUGGCAAUGCAGUGGUAUGAACAACUUCUGCUAAAUGCAACUGCAUUUUUGUCAGCAGACGGAGUGGUGGUUAAUGGGGACUCAAUCAGUAAAUUGCCUGUUCACUUCACCACCAAACAGCCACUGAGUUACCCCUACCAAAUGAUCGAAAAUUUUAUAGACUAUCUAGCCAAGUUUUCUCGUGAAAAGUACAAAGAAAAACUGGACUCAGUGUUGGUUAGGAUUCCUAAUUUCAAGCAGCUCAAAGAAUUUUCACUUAUAUUGCGGGGUGAGAAUCUAUCCACCACCGAUGUCAACCCAUUAGACGCUGCAAUUUUCCAGAAUGCUCCCAUGGUUUCAGUCGACAUUGAGAGAGUGUUCUCAAGCAUGGAACAAAUUCAGUCUCCCCAGAGAAUGAGACUCGCAAUUGAGAACUUGAAACAACACUUGAUUGCAUCUUGGUACUGUCCAGGCGAGAAUAUUAAGUACAAAUGGUGGUACACGGACGAGGUGGGGGACAUCAAGAAGAAGGACAGGGACUUUCCCUUUUGGGACAUAGAUGCCUAUGACAUGGAUGCAGGCCUAUAUAAAGUCUGUGUCAAGGCCAUUAUUGACAACGAACAACAAAGCAGUUUAGAGUUGGAAGAAUUGGCUGAAGAACACAGGAAAAAACUGGCAGAAAUUGAGUUGAAAGGGCUUGAGUUAGAAGAUGAGUUGUCGGAAAUCAGCGAGAAUGCCGAGGAAAGUGGUUUAACUCGAAUCUCUCCACAACUAACAAUAGACGAAAAGGAUCGUACGCAUCACUGGGUGGAUUCUGUCGACCACAAUCAGUCUGAUGCUGUUGUAGUUCCCAAUCAAGAGCAGCACCGGGUUUUGGGGGGAGGGGUGAUAGGGGCGGAAGCGCCCUCUCGGGGAUUUGACUCCCACCGACUCAAAAGUUCCUCUCUUUCUACUGAUUUGAAAUAUCCCUCUUUGGCUGACAGACCCUAA